This is a messenger RNA of Ipomoea nil (Japanese morning glory), 499 nucleotides long. RefSeq lists its product as uncharacterized. The coding region runs from base 1 to 390 and encodes 129 amino acids. Lineage: Eukaryota; Viridiplantae; Streptophyta; Magnoliopsida; Solanales; Convolvulaceae. The record is from RefSeq and is a predicted model, not a curated record. The transcript is spliced from 4 exons.
AUGAAGCAUGAGCAAAAGAUUAAAGAGACCAACGUUGAGCAAAACCACAUCGUUUCAAGCCCAACUCCUUACCGUUAUCCUAAUCCUCCUCACAACAGUGGACAAGAGGCAGCUAUGCCCCCAAGCUUUUUACCUUCAUUAUGGCAAGAGGAGGGACCAACCAUCAUGUUUAUGGAUGUUCUUAAUGCGAGCAAUGUUCAAGGAAGGAAUGAUGAUGGGAAUAUGGAAGAGGUAGCGGAUGCGACAAUGGGUUAUUAUGCAAAUAAGUUUCUUGCUACUGAGAAUUCCGCUCACGAGGAAUCUGCUAGUACGAUGUCGUUUUCCUCCCACACCAAAGCGUGCUCGGAACCAUCCUCCAACAAUCUCUAUCUUGACCUCACUCUCGGUUAAAUAUUGGACUUGUUUGUCAAAUAGCGGUUAAUAGAUAGUGUUAACAGUUAGCAAAUAGCAGUUUAUGUUAGCGAGUUUGACCAGCGAAUUGUAUUAGUGAUUUAUAAAA